AUGCCGACAGUUCACCUCCUAGACUACGUUGCUGGCAACAUCCGAUCACUGGUCAAUGCCAUUGAGAAGGUUGGCUACCAAGUCGAGUGGAUCAAGUCACCGGAAGAUGUGUCAAAGGCAGAGAAACUCAUUCUGCCUGGUGUGGGUCACUUUGGCCACUGCUUGACCCAAUUCAACAACUCUGGCUAUGUCGAGCCCAUCAGGAAGCACAUUGCUGCUGGUAAGCCCUUCAUGGGUGUCUGUGUCGGUCUGCAGGCCCUGUUUGAAGGCUCCGAAGAGAACGACGAGGUGCCUGGCCUUGGUGUAAUUCCCGGCCGUCUCGAGCGAUUCGACGACUGGGACAAGAGUGUCCCUCACAUUGGCUGGAACUCGGCAAACACUGCCUCUGAACAUGGCCUCGAUGCCGACCAGAGCCUGUACGGCAUGCGUCCCGAUAGCAAAUACUACUACGUUCACUCAUACGCCAAGAUGUAUCAGCCCGGCGUCCUCGAGAAGGCCGGCUGGUCCGUAGCCACCGCCCGCUACGGCAACCAGGAAUUCGUUGGUGCCGUCGCAAAGGACAAUGUCCUGGUCACCCAGUUCCACCCUGAGAAGAGUGGUGCAGCAGGCUUGCGCGUCCUCAAGGCCUUCCUGAACGGCGACCGUCUCACCACCCUGCCACAAACACCCGACGCCUCAGCCACAAAGGAAGGUCUCACCCGCCGUAUCAUCGCCUGCCUCGACGUCCGCACAAACGACCAAGGCGACCUUGUAGUCACAAAAGGAGACCAAUACGACGUUCGUGAAAAGGAAGAAGGCGCCGCCGUCCGCAACCUCGGCAAACCCGUCUCCAUGGCCCAAAAGUACUACGAACAAGGCGCCGACGAGGUCACCUUCCUCAACAUCACCUCCUUCCGCGAGACUCCUCUGAAAGACCAACCCAUGCUCGAAAUCCUUCGUCAAGCUUCAUCGACCGUCUUCGUGCCCCUCACAAUCGGCGGCGGCAUCCGCGACACGAAAGACCCCGAGACAAACACCGUAGUCCCCGCCCUGGAGGUCGCUACCUUGUACUUCAAGUCGGGCGCCGACAAAGUAAGCAUUGGCUCCGACGCCGUCACCGCUGCCGAGGAAUAUUACGCCAACAACAGCACCCUCUCCGGCAAGACCGCCAUCGAAACAAUCUCCAAAGCCUAUGGUGUGCAAGCCGUCGUCGUCUCCGUCGACCCCCGCAGAAUCUACGUCAAAGACCCCAAAGAUACGCCCCACCACACGCUCAAGACGCCAUACCCAGGUCCUAACGGCGAGGAGUAUUGCUGGUACGCAUGUACCAUCCACGGCGGCCGCACCACCUCCGACCUCGACGUCAUCCAACUCUGCAAAGCCGUCGAAGCAAUGGGCUGCGGAGAAAUUCUACUGAACUGCAUUGACAAGGACGGCACGAAUUCAGGCUUUGACUUGGAACUGAUCCGCUCAGUCAAGGACGCCAUCAAGAUUCCUGUUAUUGCGAGCAGUGGAGCGGGUAAUCCUGGUCACUUCAAGCAGGUGUUUGACGAGACUACUGUGGAUGCUGCGUUGGGGGCUGGCAUGUUCCACCGUGGCGAGUAUACGGUUAGACAGGUCAAGGAGGUGUUGGAGAAGGAUGGGUUGCUGGUUAGAAGGUUUGAAGAUGAGGUUUAG
This is a messenger RNA of Aureobasidium vineae, 1656 nucleotides long. The record is from the annotation of a GenBank genome assembly. Lineage: Eukaryota; Fungi; Ascomycota; Dothideomycetes; Dothideales; Saccotheciaceae.